This is a messenger RNA of Cladocopium goreaui, 1667 nucleotides long. The record is from the annotation of a GenBank genome assembly. Lineage: Eukaryota; Dinophyceae; Suessiales; Symbiodiniaceae.
GUGGCGCCGUUUAGGUUGUGCCAUGGGUCCCAUGAGCUGCCCAGUGGAUGUCAUGUGCCAAGAGGCCGGAGGCUCUGAGAUGCAGCCGGCAGCUGUCAGAAUGCCGCAGACAGGCGAACUGGCAGGCAGCCUUGGGCCUGUUCCGCAGCUUUCGUGCACGAGGAGGCGAAGUCAACGUGAUUCUGUAUACCACCUUGGUCACUUGCAUUGAGAAAAGUUCAAGAUGGGACUGGACUUUGGCUUUGUUGGUGGAAGUCAUGCAGACGGGGAUGCAGAGUGACGUUAUGUUCUACAACACGGUUUUGAGCGCUUGCGCAAAAGCUUCGCAGUGGCAACAUGCAGUGUGUUUGCUGCGCUCGAUGGCUUCCGAAUCGCUGCCGGCAACUGUGGUCAGCUACAAUGCUGUCCUCGUCCGCUGUCCUUGGCGCAUGGCUGUGCUGCAAGAGGAAGCGGAACGCUUUGGAGACCUCACAGUGGUGACAUACAACUCGUUGAUGAGCCUUUUUUCAGAUGAAGGUCGGUGGCAAAGGGCCUUGCUUUGCUUUAGGGAUGUUGAGUUCACAGGACUUCAGCUGGAUGUGAUUUCCUUCAAUGCUGCCAUCAAUGCCUGCUCGCAACCCUCUCUUUGGCAGAGCACAGUCUCUUUGCUUGUACGUCUUCAGAAGAAGCAGAUCCAGGCCGAUUCCAUCACCCUGGGAGCUGCCGCAGAUGUCUUGCCCUGGGCCUGGGCUGUCCAGUACCUGGACGCCGGCGACGCCGGCGUCAACGUGGUGGCGGCCAAUGCGGCCAUGGGUUCCUGUGACCACUGGGAAAUGGCCAACGAGUUCCUGACCCUGGCCUCGCGAGGCCUGGAACUCACAGCCAGGAGCUACAAUGUGCUCCAUUUCGUUUCUGCAACUUCUACAGCUUGGGCUUACCAACUCGCCAUUAUGGAAGUGCAACGACUUGCAGCUGUUGAUGUGGAGCUUUCUGCUAUGAAUUCAAUCUUGGCAACAGCUUCCUGGCCUCGCUCACUGCAACUGUUGAACAACAUGGCAGCGGAUGUGAUAACAUAUAGCUCCUGCGCCACUACCUUGGAGGAGCUCGGUGAAUGGCCUCGAUCUUUGUCACUCUUAGAGAAGAUGUUCGCUGUCGCGGUGCAGGGAGAUGUCGCCAUGUUCAAUGCCGUGGCCCACGUGUGUCAGAAGGCCGCCUGGCACUGUGGCAGCUCCCUGCUGCAGCAGCUGCAGCUUCGCAGCCUCCGCCAGGACGACGUGUCGCGGCUGGUGGCCUUGGAGCUGUCACGGUGGGCGGCGGCGUUGGCGCCGCGGUAUACCUGGCGUCAGCUGGGUGGCGAUGGAUGGGGAGGCCCCGAUGCAUUGAACGUGAUGUUAGCAUCGCUACAGGCGGCACGGAUGUGGCGGAUGAGCUUGGAACUGCUGGCUGAACCCGCAGGCGAUGCCAGCGAUGCCAGCGAUGCCAGCGAUGCCAUCAGCCUCAACUCCGCCCUCCAAGCCCUGGGUGCUCAGCACUGGCGCCGCUCUGCCGCGUUGCUCGCUGCAACGGAGCUGCCGCUGCGGCAGAGUCGUAACGCCCUGGUGGCGCAAGGGGAGUUGCGGGGCGUCGCGGUGCCGGUGCUGAAAAAAGCACACGGUGCGGAAAGUGCUGAUGGGAAAAAGAAAACAUAG